Durio zibethinus is the source of this 2487-nucleotide messenger RNA. RefSeq lists its product as uncharacterized. The record is from RefSeq and is a predicted model, not a curated record. Lineage: Eukaryota; Viridiplantae; Streptophyta; Magnoliopsida; Malvales; Malvaceae.
CUUAUCCCAAGAAUCCCCCAUCCACCCACCCUUCUUUUUCAUUUUAGGAGGGCCUUAAUUCUCUUUCUCUUAACCUGUAGUAAGCAGUAUAACUCAGUUUUCUCUCGUUCCCUCUACACCAAAUUUCCAUUCAUUCUGCACAAAUUGUGAGUAGAUUUUGCUCCCACAGGUAUCAUUUCAGGGCUUGGAGCCUUGAACUCUGACUCUGACUCUCUGAGGCUCAAACAAAUAUUCUGCGUCCGCUACUUAAUUUUUUUACUUUUUUUUGGGGGUUUGUUUUGGCAUUUUCUGUCAUUAUCUGAUUAAAUUAAGGAGUGUCUAUCAUAUGCGGCCAAAAGGCUAACGUUUGUGUUUACCUUUGGAUUCAUUGUUGCAAAAAAAAAAAAGAAAAAAAAAGAGAGAUCAGAUCAUAUGGAUAUUAUUAAACAUUUCCUCCAUAGACAUCCCCUGUCAUUCAUCGAGAAGGGAAACGAAGAUCUUACAUGCAGUCGAUGUCUGAAACACUUGUCGGGCCCCACAUACGGUUGCAGCAAGUGUAAGUUUUUCAUUCACGAUCACUGUGCUAAGCUUCGUCCCAAGAUUGAAAAUUUCUUGCACCCAUGCCCUCUUGUCCUCAAGAUUUUGCCACUUCCUGUUGUCUACACGUGUAAUUUGUGCAUCGAACCUGGCGCUGGUUCUACCUAUCGUUGUGAGGAAUGUAAUUUUGAUAUGCAUGUUGAAUGCGCCCUACAGCCCACCAUGAAAUCCGAAGGUGUGGAGCUUAUUCAGCACUUCACUCACUGGCAUCCUUUAACACUACUUGUUCAUCUGAAGAACAUGGAACUGGAAGAGGAUCAAGUUUGUUGUUUCAUAUGUCAAAAGCUGUGCUCUGCUUCUGCAACUGCUUAUGGCUGCAAGCAAUGCAAUUUUUUCCUUCAUAACUCUUGCAUGACCAGCAUCCCACGAAAGAUCAAUCAUUUCUUCCACCCAUGCCGUCUCAUUCUGCUCACUAGUCCAUUCUCUUACACUUGUGGGGGUUGUGAUGAACAUGCCUCAGCCUUGACCUUCAGCUGCGGAAGGUGUCGCUUCCAGCUAGAUGUCAAAUGCGCCUUACUUCCCACGGUAAAAUCUGAAGGUUCCAAGCUGAUUCGACAUUUUAGUCACCAGCAUCCACUAGCACUCCGUGAAAAGAUGGAUGGCAGCAGUAAUGAAGUUCGAUGCAAAGCAUGUGGGGAAAUUUGUUCGGGUCCUUCAUAUACUUUUGGUUGUAGCAGAUGCAACUUCUUUUUUCACAGAUCAUGUGCUGUUGAAUUACCACAAGAGAUCCAUCAUCCCUUUCAUCCCCAACACCCUCUCAUCCUCUCGCCCUUUCCAUCGCAUGAUUAUGAUUACUAUUGCUCGGGAUGUGGAUCAGAUGUCAGGUCUCUGCUAGCCUAUCGCUGUAAAAAGUGCGAAUUCACCCUUCAUAAGGAUUGUGCUAAGCUCACACCCUCUUUUAAGUAUGGGCCUCACCCACACCUCCUUACUCUUUUUGAUAAAACAGAUGGAAUUUAUUGCGACAUUUGUCAUAAGAAAGCCAACAACUUCUGCCUUCGAUGCGUGGUAUGUCGUUUUAGCAUCCAUCUUUAUUGCCAUCCUUCGGUACCAAAAACAAUAAACUAUAAACGCCAUAUACAUCCUUUAACUGUUACCAAAUCUCCUUUUGAUUAUGAACUGAAUUCACCUGAAGACGCUUACAAUCUAGAUGAUGAGUUCUACUGUGACAUUUGCGAGGAAAAACGAGACAAAGAAAACGAUGUUUAUUAUUGUGAAACAUGCAAAUUUAUUGCUGAAAUGGGCUGUGUCAUUUCUGUGCUGUUACCAUUCUUAACUAUUGCAGAGGACCAGAGUACCGCGAGCAGCAGAAUCAUUUCCACAGAUGAAGAGAAUUCUGCAACAGACCCCAUGCUUGCAAAGCUAGAUGAAGAGAUCGCAAAGCAUAGUGAGAAGGCAAAGCCCUUAAAGGUAGAAGUUGAGUCUUUAAAAGUAUUAAUUCAGAAGCUGCAAGCAAGGUUAGAGGUACUUGAAGCCGAACUACAGCCAAUAGCAUGGGGACUAGAUAAACUUCAGGAAGAUCGUUACCUGUACAUUUAUGAGCUAAAACACAAGACGAACGAAAACCAAAAUUCAGUUAAAGCUUCACCUUCAGAAGGGCUGUCUGCAAACCGGUCUUGAGUCUGUCUUGAUUAUGGCAGUGUCAGGUAAACGUUUUAAAGGAGAAAUAUAGUGUUUGAACAACGACUUAGAUUAUUGUAGUACCACUCAAGUUUUUCUAGUUAAUCUGACUAAUUGCUGCCCACUGUUAAUAGCAAUAGAGGUAAUUUGUAUUGAAUAAAUCAUAAAUAAUGGGGUUUGGAGUUCAUUGGCAGAUCUAUCUAUCUAUAAGACAGUAGUUUUAUGAUAAAAUAUGCAUUGUUGUUUCUCAACCAAAUGAAUUAUGCUGUGUUCUAAGUACCAGGAUUUUUGUAC